CCAACCUUCAAUUGCCCAGGAUUCCUUCGUUUCUUCCACCUUUCUCGCGACAACAUCGUGAGACGACGUUGGAACGACGAUAUUUCGCGAUGGCAUAGCUGCUGUAACCAUCUUAUAAUCAUCAUCUUCCGCUGACUGCCCACUAUGGCGGUGUGCCGAUUCUACCAGCAGGGCUAUUGCAAGUUCGGCAACAGCUGUCGCUACGAGCACCCCAAUGCCGGUGGCAAUCGCAACCAGUCCUCGAACCGCUUCGGAGCUUUGGGAGGAACUAACACGGGUGGGAGUGAGAGCCCGUUGACAAAAUACGGUUUAGGUCCUGAUGUGAUCGAGAAAGACUUGACGAUAGAGGCGCCCCAAUGGAUUCUGUCUGCGUAUGCUCCAGGGCGAGACGCUCCAGAACAGCUCUUUGGAGGGUAUCCUCGCGAACAGAGCUUUGAAGAACUCAGACUUCAUUACCUCAUAGGCAAAGCUUCAGGCAAUGAGCAGCAGGCUCUCAACGAAGCACAACAAUUGUACCAAAAUGCAAAGCAGCAAAUGGAAGCCGCGGCGCGAAACCCGAUGGAAGCGGCACGAUUCAUUGCAGAAGCGGAAAACCGGCAUCCCAACCGACAUGAUAUAUGCAAAGAGGGAACCCAAGGCGCACCAUUUGGCGAGUUUCAAGUGGGGAGAAGGCCCAAUGCUACAAAUCCAUUUGGUGCGAACACUGCUACUACAAAUCCGUUCGGCGGGAACCCUGCUACUAUGGCGUCCACGACAGGCGCAUUUGGCCAGCCGUCUGCUCUAGGACAGAAGCCCAACCCCUUUGGUCAACCAUCACAACCUGCGUUUGGUCAACCAUCUCAGCCCACAUCAGCAUUUGGACAGCCAACGCAAACAGCUUCUCCGUUCUCUCAACCAUCACAACCGGCCUCGGCAUUUGGUCAACCGUCUGCGCUUGGGGCCAAGCCUAGUCCAUUUGGUGCCCCUGCUUUUGGCCAACCUUCUCAGCCAAACACACAAUCUAGUCCAUUUGGACAACCUCAGGCGCAAGGAAGUGCAUUUGGCCAGCCGUCUGCGCUUGGACAGAAGCCGAACCCUUUCAGCUCUGCUGCAGGCGCCAGCCCAAGUCCCUUUGGACAACCAUCCGCCCCUGCUGCCAAUCCAUUCGCAGCUCCAGCUCCAGCUCAAAACACAAAUAGUUCAUUUUCUCAACAGCCUGUUCAGAACCAGUCACCGUUUGGGGCGCCGGCAAACCAAACCUUUGCGCAGAAUAAUGCGAGCCCAUUUGGGCAACAACCACAACCACAACAACAGCAACAGCCCACCGUCAAUCCUUUCGCCCAAAAUCAGACAAACGGCACAUCUUCUCAGGCUAAUCCCUUUUCAGGGGCUCAGCAACCUCCGUCAGCGGGAGCUGGUGUGGGCAGCAACAACCCUUACCCUCCAGGCAGUUCGAAACAGCACCCAAAUGUCGAAAGUUACAGCUCAAGGGCUAUGGAUGGGCGGCUGACCAUGUUCAAAGGGAAGCCAGUAACUUAUGUCGGUGAUGUGCCUGGGAUCCUCGCAUUUGACGGCACAUGGACACGGAUUUGGUUCCCCAAAGGUCCUCCAGGCUACAACAAGGAUACAGAACUGCCCAUUGAACAAUACAGUGACCAAUUGAAAACCCAAUGGGCUGCCUUUGCUGAGACGGGAGGAUUCGCCGAUGGCUUGAUGCCGGAGCUGCCCCCGCCGCGAGAAUGUACGCAAUGGGAUUUUUAACUAGAAUAGAAGGAUGUCCAGUAUGUUUGGAAAUCGAACGGAUAUGAGAUGGAGUUAAGUAAUGGAUCAAUAUGGGCGUUUAUCGAUGUGGUUCCAUGUUCUGAACAUAACGCAGACAAACUACGGCGUUAACGGGCUGCUUUGGAAGAGAGGAAAACACAGUCACAAGGAUUAUAUAAAGAGACCAAUUGGGUAUAUGUCUUGAACCAGUUUAUUUUGUGCCUAUCUGCUGCGAGGGCUGUUUUAAUCUCCCUCGACGUCAGGGUCUCGGCCACUCCAACAUCUUUACGAAAUUGGAAAUUCGCUUAAGCAGCGAUGGUGACCUCAACCUCGACACCAGCGUCGAUGUUGACAAUGAUCUGCUUGACGACCUCAGUGGGGGCGUGGAGG
This is a messenger RNA of Trichoderma harzianum CBS 226.95, 2130 nucleotides long. RefSeq lists its product as hypothetical. Gene Ontology annotation, molecular function: metal ion binding. NCBI's taxonomy places the organism in Eukaryota, Fungi, Ascomycota, Sordariomycetes, Hypocreales, Hypocreaceae. The record is from RefSeq and is a predicted model, not a curated record. Bases 145 to 1740 code for a protein of 531 amino acids. The transcript is spliced from 4 exons.